Pecten maximus is the source of this 2569-nucleotide messenger RNA. RefSeq lists its product as uncharacterized. The coding region runs from base 1 to 618 and encodes 205 amino acids. The record is from RefSeq and is a predicted model, not a curated record. The transcript is spliced from 5 exons. Lineage: Eukaryota; Metazoa; Mollusca; Bivalvia; Pectinida; Pectinidae.
AUGUCAAAUGAAUGUGAAAUCAAAGUGAAAUCCUCACUUCCCCGUUCUUAUGCGAAGUAUGCUGUGACGAUUGUUUCCACGGACUCAUGCCAGAACUCCUUAUCCACGACGGUCACCAUCACGACAUUCAACUCUCCUCCUGUUCUCGAGAAUCUACCGACUGUGAUAUUCAUCACCGAUAACAUAACCGCAGGGAAAACAAUUUUCCAUCUUGAUCUUGUUGAUAAAAGUAAUGACUCGGUUUGCUGUCGUAUUUCCGAUGUUAACCCGCCAUCUUCUAACUUCUUCCUCAACAUAUCCGACGACAACCCACGUAUUGUUACUGCUAACGAAUCUCGAUUUGAUAAUCGGUUAAUAAGUAACCAUUACAAGCUGACGGUGUGCUGUUCUGACGGUAUCAUCGCCACACAGAACUAUCUGGAGGUUUCUGUGAAAGCAGCGACUAAGAAAAGUUUGUACGACCCACCAGGAUGGUUUACAAUAGCGGUUACCAUGAGCAUGCUCCCCAUCUCAACUUUAAUCAUGUCUGCAUGCAUCAUUAUGGGUGUAACAUGCACGUGCGGCAAAGAUGGACAUAUAUCCUCCAAAUCUAAAUCUAAAUCGGGAAAAUCAAAUUAGUUUGAUCAAUAGACAUUUUUUGAACAAAAAUUAAGCUAAAGUGUUGCAUUUUACAUACACCAAUAUAGACAUACAUUUUGUAAUUGUGUGUCCGUCCUUGAAUGACCUUGACUAUAUAUAGGACGUUAACAAUACACGUGUACUGGGAGACUGCAGUAUCUUGUUUGUCUUGUUGUGAUAGCUCGGAUCGGAUGCCGACUUUAUCUCACCGAAGCACACUUCCGAAGACAUCAACGGACGCCCAACACGAUUACAUCAUAGGUUUGGUUUAUUUUGUUUAACGUCCUAUUAACAGCCAGUCACAUUAUAGGUCUCACAAUACUGAUUAUUUCACUAUAUGUUAUUUCCAAUGACUCCGUCCCCUCAAUCGCUCAUUUGAAGUUCAAUUGUUGUGAAAUUUAUAUCAAAUUAAAGUUUGAAGAUUUCUUUACUAAAGAUGACGUUAUUCUAUAGGUUUUUUAAAAGCAUAUAAGAGCACACAAGUACUUGGAAGACAGUAACCCUUAUGGGGAAUUCCCGCCUUUUUACACCUGGAAUCAUACGUCUUUUCUAUUUAUUCAAAAUCUCAAGACCCUACUCUUUAUUCUCGUAUAGUACCCAUUUCAUGUGUUAGUUAUUCAGAAAAUAGCUAGCUUCAAACCUAAGAAACACAUUUUUGGACAUGUUUAUUUUUUUUUUUUAGGUCGAUAGGCAAAGUUGUAUUUAUAUAAUUAGUUGUGCGAGACCGAUACUAUAUUUAACGGGUUUUACGUCCGCUAUUACGGCCUUGUGGCCUUUCAGCUGACGAGGACACCUACAUUUAUACUGAGGUAACUACUAUUUAUAGACUGGUAUUUUUUUUUACUUUUUUUUCUUCAAAAUUAUUAAUUAUGAACGGCCCUUUUGAACCACUAGUUCAGACCACUCUGUCGCUUUAAUAUUUAGGGUGGAAUCGGUCACUAGGGCCACCCUUAUCACAUGUGUAUGAUUUUAAAAUAAUAACGACAUAGGCGUGUCAUGUUUAUUGUAUUGUCGUUAUUUAUAUAUUUAUACCGUUUGGCUGUAUGUAAGGCCUAAAGUUAAAAAAAAAUGAAUUGAAUUGAAUGUGUCUUGGUCAGGGGAGAGAACCCAGAGAAUUUCUCACAGGGGCGAACGCUCAAGUAAAGGCCAUAAGCGAGGCAGUGUCAUUAAUGGGGACAUCAGGAAGAAGGCUGGCGCUUUGGGACAUGUACUAGAACUCAAACGACAACAAAAGCAUCAUAAUACAAUGGCUGGUGAAAAACUUUAAUGAUUUGAUAACAGUUAGUACUGAAUGUAAAAGAUGUAUUCCAAACAUAGAAUGCCCUGUAGAAGAAAGCAUUUAUCAAGAUGGUGUUAUUCACACAAAUUCAAAUGAUUUUUAUACAUUGAAAUAAAAACAGGUAAAAUCACACUUGCCUUCACCAUUUCUUAAAUCUAAAUCGUGUAGAGAAUGUAUUGCUUACAUUUAUUGAUGAUGGAAAUAAUCUUAAUCAAUUUUCAAUCAUUUUUGUCGUGCAAAUAUUGAAAAGAUAAAAAUAACCCACAAACAAGAAUAAAAGAAAUUUGUGUACACUUUUACUAUAACAAUGAUACAUUGUCACUGCAAAACUAAAAAAAUCUAUCUACAGCUAUCUGGCAGAGGUAAAAGUAAACAUGUCAGAAAAUUUACCAGUAAUUAGGAUUUCUAAGAAAUCUUUGGGAUGUUUGUGGGAUGUUGGGAUGUAUGUGGGAUGAAAUGAUGUGUUAUUUCCCCAGAUGCAUGGUAUGUAAUAUCGCUAUUUAUACCACAUUUAUAGUUGGUCUUUUUUCAUGUUGUUUUAGCCUUUUUAAUGCUACAUCUGUUUAUGGCGAUGUAUUCUUCUUGCUGCUUAAGGCCCAAAAUUGGUAUAUUUUAUUUUUCAAAUCAAAAACAUAAGGUUGUAUAAAUAUGAAAAUAAAAAUCAUUUUCUUG